UCUAUAUCUAUCAUAAUAUGUAUUAUUGAGAAAUGGAUCACCACACGUGCACUCAUUUUGACAAUUAGUCCCAAAAAAAAACCUAACCUUUCUUGGUAAAUAAAACCAUACUUUAUAAUUAAUAGAUUAGCUAAUUAUUCCUGUUUCCUUUUUACCAAACCACCCUUCUACAUAUUCCACAAUAUGUGGUAUGUAAUGCAAUAAAAAGGUAAUCACAUGGGUAGAAUAGUGAAAUUAAGUGAGUGCUUCGCACUAAGUAAAGUAAAUAUUACUAUCGUGCCACCAUGAAGUCUGGGUCUUCGAUCAUUGUUUACAGAGGAAUCGAAAUACUACUCCAUUGCCGUGUUUGACCUGAAAAGCGUCCUUCGAUCCAUUUUAAUUUUGUUUUCUUCUCCAGAAUAUGUUUAGAUUUAUGUGCAGAGAGGGAGAGAGAGAGGGAGAAAAGGAGGGAGGGAGAGGUUUCAUAGAUUUUGAGCUUCUUUCUUUUGUUUCAUUUCGUUGUUUUUUAGUUUUGGCUUCCUCUGUAAGUAACAUUAACAAUCUUCAGGGUCUCUGAUUCUAUAAUUCAAUUUUCUUGAGAAAAUUCGAACGUUUUUUUCCGAGAAAUAGAAGGCGUGCGUUUGUCAAGAGAGAAAGAGAGGAGUUUGGGGAGAUGAGAGGGGUGAAUAAUGGAGACUCGAGAGCUGUGGACAACACUUUGGAGACUAUAAACGCGGCUGCUACUGCGAUCGCAUCAACUGAGAAUCGUGUGCCUCAAGCUACGGUUCAGAACAGAAGAUGGGGGAGCUGGUGGAGCAUAUACUGGUGUUUUGGGUCUCAUAAGCCAAGAAAGCGAAUUGGGCAUGCUGUCCUUGCGCCUGAAACUACAUCUCCAAGAAAUGAUGCUCCACCAUCUGAAAAUCCAACCCAAACAACUGCUGUUAGACUUCCCUUUGUUGCACCUCCAUCCUCUCCUGCAUCGUUCCUGCAAUCUGAACCUCCUUCUGUGACUCAAUCUCCCACUGGCAUGGUAUCCCUUAAUUCUAUUUCUGCCAAUAUGUACUCUCCUGGAGGACCCGCUUCCAUUUUUGCAAUUGGCCCUUACGCACAUGAAACCCAGUUAGUAUCGCCUCCAGUCUUCUCAACAUUCACCACUGAACCAUCAACUGCUCCUUUCACUCCUCCUCCUGAAUCUGUUCACUUGACUACACCAUCCUCGCCCGAGGUACCAUUUGCUAAACUUCUUGACCCUAGUCUCCAGAAUCUUGAGGCAGGGCAGAGAUUUCCAUUCUCCCAGUAUGAAUUUCAGUCAUAUCACCUUUACCCUGGAAGCCCCAUUGGCCAACUUAUCUCACCUAGUUCAGGCAUUUCUGGUUCAGGAACCUCAUCUCCUUUCCCAGAUGGUGAGUUUGCUUCUGGUGGUCCUCAAUUUCUCGAGUCCCGGAGAGGUGACCCUUCCAAGCUGUUGAAUUUCGAUAAGCUGUCCAACUGUGAUUGGAGAUCAUAUCAAGGUUCUGGUGGCAUGACCCCAGAAGCUGUAAGACCUGCAUCUCACCAUGGCUUUCUUCUAGAUCGUCAGCUUUCUGAUGCCGCAUUGCACCUGCAUUCAGACAAUGGGUCCCGAAAUGAUCAUAAUGUUGCUGGUCAUAGGGUCUCAUUUGAGUUAACGGCUGAGAAUGUAGUAAAAUGUGUAGAAAAGAAGCCAGCAUUGUUUGUUAAAGCUCUAUCAGAAGCACCAGGGAAUCAAAACCCUCUCCUCCUAGGUGAAGAAAAUUCUGGUCUGCCGGUGAAUACUUAUGAGUGUCGUGUAGGUGAAACAUCUAACGAGAAACCUGAGAAAGCGUCUGAUGAUGGGGAAGAGGCACCACAACAUCAGAAGCAUCGAUCUAUUACUCUUGGCUCUGCCAAAGAAUUCAACUUUGACAAUACAGAUGGAGGACUUUGCCCUAAGACUAGUAUUGGUUCUGACUGGUGGGCGAAUGAGAAGGUCGUUGGAAAGGAGGGUGGCACCAAGGAUUGGUCUUUCUUCCCCACUAUACAACCACAACCAGGUAUCAGCUAACUAUAAUGCUAUUGCAGCUGUUCUGCCUGCCUGCUUUGUAGAGUUCGUGACAGGGUCUUGAUCCAUUGGGUGAGCAGAUCUAAGGGAAGCACUGACUUAGGUCAGACCGGUAUACAAAGGUUGUUUUCAGUAACUUUGUAACCUCAUCAGGAGUAAUAAGAUAGAAGAAUGUUCAGACUAGAUGGAUAGUGUAUUAUUUUGAUUCUUAAGGCUAAUAUACAGGUUAAUAGCAGAAUCUUUGGCUGAUU
Molecule: messenger RNA, 2289 nt
Organism: Tripterygium wilfordii
Lineage: Eukaryota; Viridiplantae; Streptophyta; Magnoliopsida; Celastrales; Celastraceae
Exons: 2
Coding region: 653-2041 (462 amino acids)
Source: RefSeq, a predicted model, not a curated record